Molecule: messenger RNA, 5113 nt
Organism: Mercenaria mercenaria
Lineage: Eukaryota; Metazoa; Mollusca; Bivalvia; Venerida; Veneridae
Product: retinol dehydrogenase 13-like
Exons: 8
Coding region: 159-1127 (322 amino acids)
Molecular function (GO): oxidoreductase activity
Source: RefSeq, a predicted model, not a curated record
UCCAGGACACAGGAAAGGUCGAAUUGUCGCAGUUAUUGAUUUGGGGUAUUUUGUCAAAUAUCUAUUGUUCACAACUUCAUCAAAUAUAUUCUAAUAGCUGGCAUAAACAGAACAAUACGGUUUUAAUUUCAACAUGAAACGUACAGUCUAAUGUUCAGAUGAAGUUACCAACAAGUUUUGUAGUUGUCAGUGCGGUGGGGGCAUCUUACGGUGCAGCUCUCCUUCUCAAGGAUUAUCUUGGAGGGGAAAGGUAUAAAGCAGAACAUGAAAUUUUAGGGAAAACAGUUAUCAUCACUGGGGCUAAUACUGGUAUAGGGAAGGAGACAGCCAAGCAAUUAGCCAAGAGAGGUGGACGGUUGUUGCUGGCAUGCAGAGAUUUAAAGAAAUGUGAAAUAGCAAGAAAUGAGAUCAUAGACGAAUCUUUCAACAAGAAUGUGGUCUGCAAGGAACUGGACCUUGCUUCAUGUGAAUCCAUCAGGAAAUUUGUUAAAACAGUUAAAGAUGAGGAGAAGCGCAUAGAUGUAUUGAUAAACAAUGCUGGUGUUAUGUCAUGUCCAAAACAACAUACUAGUGAAUUAUUUGAAUGGCAGUUUGGUGUUAAUUAUCUAGGACCAUUUCUUCUAACCAACUUGCUGCUGGAUAAGUUAAAACAAUCUCAGCAUGCCAGAAUAAUAAACCUGAUAAGUCCUGUGUAUAAAAGAACUGAAAUGAACUUUGAAGAUUUAAACAGUAUUAACUUUUACGAUCCUAAGGAAGCAUAUGCACAAAGUAAACUGGCUGUGAUGUUGUUUUCUCAAGAGUUAGCCAGAAGACUAGAAGGUUCUAAUGUGACUGUAAAUUGUGCUAACCCAGGAGUUUCUAAAACUGAGAUAGGACGUCAUCUUCCGAUGGGUCAGUCUAAGGUCUCUGGGGGUAUGCUGUCACCUAUCAUGUGGCUGGCCAUGAAAACACCUGUACAGGGUGCUCAGACGUCUAUAUUUCUAGCUGUUGAUCCAGGACUUGAAAAAGUUUCAGGGAAAUUAUUUACGAACUCUAAAGAAGAUUCUAUAGCGAAAUGUGCCCUUGAUAAGGAUGCUGCCAAACGAUUGUGGUUAAUUAGUGAGAAAUGGACAAGACUUUCCUCAUGACAUCAAAUAAUCACAGGAUUUUAAGCUCACGUGUCACAAAGUGACAAGGUGAGCUUUUGUGAUCGUGCGGCAUCCGUCGUCCGUGCGUCCGUAAACUUUUGCUUGUGACCACUCUAGAGGUCACAUUUUUCAUGGGAUCUUUAUGAAAGUUGGUCAGAAUGUUCAUCUUGAUGAUAUCUAGGUCAAGUUUGAAACUGGGUCAAGUGCAGUCCAAACCUAGGUCAGUAGGUCUAAAAAUAGAGAAACCUUGUGACCUAUCUAGAGGCCAUAUUUUUCAAUGGAUCUUCAUGAAAAUUGGUCAGAAUGUUCACCUUGAUGGUAUCUAGAUCAAGUUUGAAACUGGGUCACAUGCGGUCAAAAACUAGGUCAGUAGGUCUAAAAAUAGAAAAACCUUGUGACCUCUCUAGAGGCCAUACUUUUCGUUGGAUCUUCAUGAAAAUUGGUCAGAAUGUUCACCUUGACGAUAUCUAGUUCAAGUUCGAAACUGGAUCACAUGCCUUCAAAAACUAGGUCAUUAGGUCAAAUAAUAGAAAAACCUUGUGACCUCUCUAGAGGCCAUAUUUUUCAUGGGAUCUGUAUGAAAAUUGGUCAGAAUGUUCACCUUGAUGAUAUCUAGGUCAAGUUUGAAACUGGGUCACGUGCCUUCAAAAACUAGGUCAUUAGGUCAAAUAAUAGAAAAACUUUGUGACCUCUCUAGAGGCCAUAUUUUUCAAUGGAUCUUCAUGAAAAUUGGUCAGAAAUUUUUAUCCUGAUGAUAUCUAGGUCAAGUUAAAAACUGGGUCACAUGAGCUCAAAAACUAGGUCACUAUGUCAAAUAAUAGAAAAAACGAGGUCAUUCUCAGUUCAAAACUGGGUCAUGUGGGGACAGGUGAGCGAUUCAGGACCAUCAUGGUCCUCUUGUUAUAAAUAGUUAUGACAAUAUUUGAACUUAGACUAUACCAUGUAAUUCAGAUUUAAUUUAAUAAAUAUACAGUUGAAAGUCGACAUCUAGAACUUGCUUAUCUCAAAUUCUGGCUAUCUCAAAGACAUUUUUAAGUCCCGAUCCAAAUUUUAAAGUUGAAUUUCGUUAACUCAAAGUAAAAUGUUAGAUCCCUUUGAAUUCAAAAUACGGAGUUUCAGCUGUAUGUAUUUUCUUUUUAAAAAGAUUUUUUAACCAGUCUCUUUUCCUAUAUACAGGGAAGACUCAGCAUUUAAUAGUUUAGAAUUGGUACAGAUUCUGAAGAGCUAGCAAUUCUGUAACAACUAUAGACUGUAUGUUGUACAGAGGUUGUGACUGUACAUAUGCUUAUUAUGCACCCAUUCAAAGAAGAAGGAGUAUAAUUAUUGUUUUGCUCAUAGUUGUUCAGUCUGUCUGUCCAUCGGUACACCAUUUGGUUUCUGAUCAAUAACUAGAGAAGGCUUGGUCUCACAAUGGUCAAAUUGCUUAGGGUGAUUGCCUGUGGUCUGUAGAUGACCUCUGUUGUUUUGGGGUUCAGUAGGUGGAAGUUCAAGGUUACAGUAUCUUUGAGAUAGAAAAUGGUUUACGCUCAUGUUUUUGGGAUCAGCCUGUCAAAGGUCAAUAACUGAAGAACACUUUUGCCUCCAGUCAUCAGACUUCAUAGGAUAAUUGCCAGUGUUCAACAGAUGACCCAAAUUGUUUUGGGGUCAAAGGUCAUGGUCACAAUGAUACUGAGCCUGAAAACAGUUUCCUCUCAAUGACUAAAGAAUGCUUUUGUCUGCAGAUGUUAAAUUUCAUAAGGUGAUUGUCUUUGGUCAGUAAAUGACCCUUUUUGUUCUAGAGAUCAGUAGGUCAAAGGUCAAGGUGACAUUGACCUCUAGACUGAAAACUGUUUUGUUCAGUAACCUAAGAACCCAUUGACCUACUACUUUUAACUUCAUAGGAUGAUUGCCUGUGGUCUGUUAUGAUACCGCUACUGUUUUGGUGACGGAGGUAAAAAGUUAAUGGUCACAAGUACAUUGACAAUGAAAACAGUUUCAGCACAAUAACUAAGAAUGCUUUUGUCGCCAGGCUACAACUUCAUAAGAUGAUUAUUACCUGUGGUCAGAAGAUGAUGCGUUUUGUGUUGGGGAUCAGUAGAUCAAAAAGUAAGGUCAAAAUGAUUUCAGGACUGAAAAUGGGACUGGCUAUCACUGGGGGUGGGCAUACCUGUUUUACAAUUUAAAGGAACUUGCCUAAAUAGAUACAAGAUAUUUUUGUCCUUAACAGAGAUGUUACAGUAUGUCUGUAUCAAAUCUUUUCUAGAUGUCAUUAUAAGUUAUAACUGUGAUGCAUUGUUGUUUUAUUUAUGAUAUUGUAUAAUCAUAAGUUUAAAUAGUAGACAGGUGCUCAGAUACAUGAAAGUAAUUCCAGUUCCAAAAAUUUGAACCUUCUAAAUUUAGUCCAGUUGCUUACUACAUGUUAGUUUAUACUACUGGAUGCUAUGGAGGAGAAAGAAGUUACGGCGCUAAUUGCCAUCGAUCUCAGUGCCGCCUUUGAUACUGUAGACCAUGACAUUCUCGUUGAUGUGUUGAACAAGCAGUAUGGCGUUUGUGGAACAGCACUGAGCUGGGUUGAUUCCUGUCUGCGCCCAAGAAGUUGCCGUGUAUGUGCCAAUUCAGCCAUGUCCUUUCCACGCCAAUUACAUUGUAGAGUUCCACAAGGGAGUUGCUUAGGACCGUGGCUCUAUUUGAUAUAUGCGGGGACAAUGUUUGAUGUUAUUCGAUUUCAGUUUAUGGCUUUGCGGAUGACCACACUGCUAAUAAACGCUUUAAUCCAUCAUCUCCAACAGUCGAAUCCCAGGCAAUACAAGAACUUGAACAAUGUUCUUUAACAAUCAACAACUGGAUGAAUGAAAAUAAGCUCAAAAUGAACACUUCAAAAACCAAGUUCAUCAUGUUUGGUAGUAGGCAACAGCUCUCUAAGUGUGCAACUGACAAAAUAUGCAUUGUAGGUGAUAAGUGAAAUCAGUGACCUUUAUUCGAUAUCUAGGUGCAUACCGGGAUAAAAACUUGAAUCUAAAAGAGCAUGUAAAAUGAAAGUGUAGAACAGCAAUGCUCAACUACUUCAGAAUAAAAUGUAUCCGGAAAUAUCUUACCAAAGAGGCUGCCGAAACUCUUGCGCUGUCAUUGGUGAUAUCCCAUUUAGAUUAUUGCAAUGUCAUUCUGUAUGGUGUUGCUCAAAGCGAGGUAAACAAAAUGCAACAAAUUCAGAACAUGUGUGCAAAAUUUAUCCUAAAUCGAAGAAAAUAUGACAGUUCCAAGCAAGUACUCUAUGAUCUUCACUGGCUACCCAUCAAAGCCAGAAUCACAUUCAAAAUGCUCACCUACAUGUAUCAUUGUUCAGUUUGGAACUCUCCGGAAUAUCUUUCAGAACUUCUCACAAAACAAACACAGACAAGGAACUUGCGUUCUUCAAAUUCCGUUACUGGGUGUUUCGUUGUUCCUUUCAACAAGCGCAAAACGUUCAGCGACAGAAGUUUUGGUACUGUUGGACCUAAACUCUUGAAUGAAUUGCCUCUCGAAAUCAGGAACUCAGACACAUUAGAUGUUUUCAAAAGGAAGUUGAAAACUCAUUAUUUUGGGAAUCACUUUGCACUCUUUUAGAGACUGUGACUAUGAUUUUUUAAAAUAUUGUGGUAACAUGAACUGGAUGAUUUUCAUUGUGUAAAUUUAUUCGAAUAUGAACAAUUUUAUCACAAAUACAAAAAUACAGUCGUUUGUAAUAACAUGUGGACAUGUCACAAUAGCUCACUUCUACUUACUUACUAACAAAACAGCUAUCUUACCGUAUCUUAAUAUUCUAAUAUUUUAUUAAUUUUAUCUGAUGCCUGAUCUUUUGUUUAAUACUUACUAAAUAGUUUAUUCACAAUGAUAUUUAUGCUCAUUUAUUUCAUACAUCUUUAAAAUGUCUUAAUUUUUAGACGUAAUUUUUUUAUGUUUGUAAAACGCCAUUGAAUAUGUUUUACGUAAAAAUAGGUGUUUAAUCAAAUAAAACAGUUUCAAUUUCA